AUGGACGUUCAGUUGCGCGAUGAGGCCGCACAGGAUCGCGUGCGAGCCGCCACUGAGUUCCUUGAUCCCGGCGAUGCACGGGCACGCAGCUAUCGAGCCGAGAUUGUGGUUAUGUUGAAUCGGGGAUUGCGCCGCCUCACUGUCAGCAUCGAUGAAAUCCGAGCACACAACCGCGAGCUUGCUGAAGGGCUUCUCACCUCCCCUUUCGAUUACUCGCAGGCCUUCGACCGGGCCCUUAAAGAUGUUGUCAAGUCUCUACCGAACAGGCCGAGCAAGGAGACAGCGGACGAAGUGGGCUACUACUGUGCCUAUGUCGGAGCAUUCGGCGAAUUUUCUUGCAACCCCCGUACACUGGGAUCUCAACACUUGAACCGCAUGGUGUCCCUCGAAGGUAUUGUGACAAAAUGCUCUUUGGUUCGCCCAAAGAUCAUCCAGAGUGUGCACUACAGCGAGAAGAAGGACCGUUUCCUGGCGAGAAAAUACCGCGAUCAGACUAUGACUGCGAGCGGUGCCACAAGCUUGAAUGUCUACCCCCAGGAAGACGAUGAAAAGAAUCCCCUUAUCACCGAGUACGGUUACUCGACCUACAUGGACCACCAAAGCAUCUCGAUUCAAGAAAUGCCUGAGCGUGCUCCGGCCGGUCAGCUGCCUCGAAGCGUCGACGUUAUUCUUGAUGACGAUCUGGUCGACAAAGCCAAGCCCGGUGAUAGAAUCCAGCUCGUCGGUAUCUACCGCACCCUUGGUAACCGCAAUGCUGGCUCGGGGUCGUCUACCUUCCGUACUAUCGUGAUGGCCAACAACAUCAUUCAACUCUCCUCAAAGUCCGGCGGUGGUAUCGCGCAGGCCACCAUUACCGACACCGAUAUCCGAAACAUUAACAAGGUCGCCAAAAAGAAGAACGUCUUCGAGUUGCUGUCCCAGUCGCUGGCACCCAGUAUCCACGGACAUGACUACAUCAAGAAGGCCAUUCUGCUCAUGCUGCUUAGUGGUAUGGAGAAGAAUUUGGAUAACGGUACUCACCUUCGCGGUGACAUCAACAUUCUCAUGGUUGGCGAUCCGUCGACUGCCAAGUCUCAAUUGCUUCGCUUUGUGUUGAACACUGCUCCGCUGGCCAUUGCCACGACCGGUCGAGGCUCCUCCGGUGUUGGUUUGACUGCUGCCGUGACCUCUGACAAAGAGACGGGUGAACGUCGUUUAGAGGCUGGUGCCAUGGUUCUGGGUGACCGUGGCGUGGUGUGUAUUGACGAGUUUGACAAGAUGAGUGACGUGGACCGUGUUGCAAUCCACGAAGUUAUGGAACAACAGACCGUCACUAUUGCAAAGGCUGGUAUUCACACCAGUCUGAACGCACGAUGCAGUGUCCUAGCUGCCGCCAACCCUGUCUACGGACAAUACGAUCCUCACAAAGACCCCCAUAAGAACAUUGCUCUUCCCGAUUCUCUUCUUUCCCGUUUCGAUCUGCUCUUCGUUGUCACUGAUGAUAUCGAGGAUGCCAAGGAUCGUACUAUUUCGGAGCACGUCCUGCGUAUGCACCGUUACCGCCAGCCUGGAACUGAAGAAGGUGCCCCUGUACGAGAGCAGCUUAACCAGACUCUGGGUGUGGGCAUUGAGGAUCGCCAGGAUGCCAAUCAGCCUACAGAGGUUUUUGAAAAAUUCAACGUCAUGCUCCACGGUGGCAUGGUGCCCGCUAGCCGCGGCAACAACCGCAACAAGAACUUGGAGAUCAUCAGCAUCCCCUUCAUCAAGAAAUACAUCCAGUACGCCAAGUCACGAGUCAAGCCCGUUCUGACCAAGGGAGCUGCCGACCACAUCAUUGCUACUUACUCGGCUCUGCGGAAUGACGACCUCUCGGGUAACCAGCGCCGGACUUCUCCCAUCACACCGCGUACCCUCGAGACGCUGAUCCGUCUGUCUACUGCCCAUGCUAAGGCCCGUCUGUCGAACCGGGUGGAGGAGAAGGAUGCGAAGCACGCCGAAGCCAUUUUGCGCUUCGCCAUGUUCAAGGAAGUUGUGGAGGUUGGCCGCCGCAAGAGACGCAAGGUGGCUACCUUCGAUGAGGACUCGGACGACGAGAGUGAUCCCGAGCUUGACGAUGAUGAAGAUGAAAAUACAACCUUCCGGGGUACAUCAACCGCCACCCCAGGCCGACCAACCCGAUCCCGUGGUGCCGCCAGCUCUACAGUUCCAGACGAUGACCCGGACAGUCUGUACACAGCUAGCCCGCGCGCCCAGCGUACACGCUCCAGCCAGAACACUCGCACUCAGACACAGACUGAGUCCCAGAUGUCGGUGGCAUCCUCCCAACCGGCCUCCCAACUUGUGCAGUCCCAGACGGAUGACUCGCAGUCUACUGCUGCAUCUGCCCACCCCAUCACCCCAGCCCGUAUGACUGUCUUCCGCCAGACCCUGGGUCCUCUCAUGGGUACUACGGUCUUCGCCGACUCUGACAUGACCCCCGUCGACGAGCUGAUCGAGGCUGUCAACACGGCCAUUCGCGCGUCCCCUACCCUAGGUGCUUCGCACGUCUUCUCGCGCGCCGAGGCCACCCAGGCUCUGGGUGUGAUGAACGAGGAAAACCUGCUGAUGUACCUUGGAGGAGACGACGAACACGUCUACCGGAUUUAA
Penicillium cinerascens is the source of this 2625-nucleotide messenger RNA. RefSeq names its product MCM DNA helicase complex subunit MCM3. Gene Ontology annotation, biological process: double-strand break repair via break-induced replication; mitotic DNA replication initiation; DNA strand elongation involved in DNA replication. Lineage: Eukaryota; Fungi; Ascomycota; Eurotiomycetes; Eurotiales; Aspergillaceae. Gene Ontology annotation, molecular function: single-stranded DNA binding; ATP hydrolysis activity; ATP binding. Gene Ontology annotation, cellular component: MCM complex; nucleus. The record is from RefSeq and is a predicted model, not a curated record. The transcript has 8 exons. Bases 1 to 2625 code for a protein of 874 amino acids.